UUGCACAGGGCGUGAAUUAAUGUGACUGGUAAACAUUCGUCUAGGAUUGCAUCAUCCCCAGAUCUUAAUCUUCUUGCUUCCUUGCACGGAGAUACGAUGGUUCAAGUUGACGUCCUCAACUGCUUUGGAACGCAUCUUUUUCAAUGCGAACAAUAGAAAAUUAAAGACAGCUGAUGCAAUGUUUAUUCCUAAGUUCAUUUGAUGAACAGGGUAACGAACCUAUAAGGUAUUUAAAGACCUGUCAAAUUCACACCUCUGGAAUUUUUGGCCUCUUUGUGUGUUCAAGUGAGGGCGCCUUUUCAACUUAAUCCAGCAUGGCGGACGUCGUGGCGAAAGGGGUGACCAACCUGUCCGUGGAAGACAAGAAAAAGGCAUGCUAAACCUUCCCGUUGUUUUCAAUUCGAAAUAGCGCAGAUAGUGUCCCGCAUGUUAGCCAGAGCUUUUGGAAGGAUUUCAGGACGUCAGCUUGUUGGUAGAUGCAAACGAGUCUUGUCUUCGGUAAACUGCACUUCGUCCAUUGUCGCCUGGUCAUGGAAGCUAAGAUGUCCAGUAAAGGUGACAAAAAGGGAAAAGAGCCUGCACCUGGAGCCUUCCCUGUGGAGUUGGACCCGUGGCCGGCGUACAUCCAGGAGAGAAUAGACCUGUUUGACAAGCUCAAGGCAGAAGCCGACACAGCCUUAGCUGCCAAAGAGCGAACCCCCAUCAAGGUUACCCUCCCCGAUGGUAAGGAGGUUGAGGGCAGAGCGUGGGAGACCACACCUUACACGAUAGCCGCUGGCAUCAGCCAAGGGCUCGCCGACAAUUCUGUGGUGGCCAAAGUCAACGGCAUCCUGUGGGACCUGGACCGGCCCCUGGAGGUGGACAGCCGGGUGGAGCUGCUCAAGUUCACCGACGACGAAGGCCAGCAGGUGUUCUGGCACUCCUCUGCCCACAUGCUGGGCGAGGCCAUGGAGAGGCACUACGGGGGUUGUCUGUGCUACGGCCCGCCCAUCGAUAGUGGCUUCUACUACGACAUGUUCCUGGAAGGAAGGCAAGUCUCCAGCAACGACUUCAAGACGCUGAUGGAGGUCGUCAAGAAGAUCCAGAAAGAAAAGCAGCCGUUCAUUCGGCUGGAGAUGAAGAAGGAAGACCUCCUGAAGAUGUUUGAUUACAAUUUGUUCAAGAAGCGUAUUCUGAAUGAGAAGGUCACCACGGCAACCACCACGGUAUACAGAUGUGGUCCGUUGAUUGACCUCUGUCGAGGCCCUCACGUCCGACACACGGGCAAGGUCAAAGCUGUUGAUGUCGUCAAGAACUCGGCUACCUAUUGGGGAGGGAACGCAGAGGCCGAGUCCCUUCAGCGCAUCUACGGCAUUUCCUUCCCGGACACAAAACAGCUGAAGGAGUGGCAACAUUUCCAGGCGGAGGCGGCGAAGAGAGACCACCGCAAGAUCGGAAGGGAACAAGAGUUGUUUUUCUUUCAUGAGCUCAGCCCGGGCAGUUGCUUCUUCCAGCCCAAAGGAGCCCACAUUUACAACACUCUCAUCGACUACAUCAAGAGUGAGUACCGGAAGCGUGGAUUCCAGGAGGUGGUCAGUCCCAACAUCUACAACAGCAAGCUAUGGCAGACCUCUGGACAUUGGCAACAUUAUUCAGAUAACAUGUUUGCAUUUGAGGUAGAGAAGGAGAAGUACGCGCUGAAACCGAUGAACUGCCCCGGCCACUGCCUCAUGUUUGAUCAGCGCCCGCGAUCGUGGCGUGAGCUGCCCCUCCGCAUGGCAGACUUUGGUGUGCUGCACCGCAACGAGCUGUCUGGCGCCCUCACCGGACUGACUCGGGUCAGACGCUUUCAGCAGGAUGAUGCGCAUAUAUUCUGCACCCAGGAAAUGAUCCAGCAAGAGAUCAUGGGUUGCUUGGACUUCUUGAAGACUGUCUACGAAACCUUCGGCUUCACCUACAAGUUGGCUCUCUCCACCCGCCCUAAGAAGUUCCUGGGAGAGAUCGAAGUCUGGGACAAUGCAGAGAAGCAACUUGCAGCCACACUCAGCGAAUUCACCAAAGACUGGAAACUGAACCCUGAGGACGGCGCUUUCUACGGACCAAAGAUCGAUAUCAACAUCAUGGAUGCCCUGAAACGGUCCCAUCAAUGCGCCACCAUCCAGCUAGACUUCCAACUCCCCAUCCGCUUCAACCUCAAGUACUCCAGUGCUGAGGGGAUUGAGAAGAGACCGGUUAUGGUCCAUCGUGCCAUCCUGGGAUCAGUGGAGAGAAUGAUCGCCAUUCUGACGGAAAGCUACGGUGGAAAAUGGCCUUUCUGGCUGUCCCCUCGCCAAGCCAUGGUCAUCCCCGUCGGUCCCGUCUUCAACAACUACGCCAGCGAGGUCAAGGACAAGAUCUUCCAGGCCGGCUUUCUCUGCGAGAAGGACCUGGACGCAGGCGACACCAUGAACAAGAAGAUCCGCAAUGCCCAGCUGGCUCAGUUUAACUUCAUCUUUGUUGUCGGAGAGAAAGAAAUGACCAACAAGACGGUCAACGUUCGCACCCGAGACAACAAAGUGCACGGCGAGCACAGCCUGGAUGCUGUAAUUGCACGCUUCCAAGCACUCAAAGAGACCCGAGCCCUUAACAGUGAAGACUCAUUUUAAUGCUACAUCAAACAGCCAAGAUCAACCAGUCAUACAUGAAACAGUAGUAGAGAAACACAAAGCAACAGGUGAAGAAUAUCUGUUGAUCGCAGUGUCAUAGGAAUUCAUCACAAGUGUCCAAUUAAAAAAAAAAAGAAAAAAUUUCAAGUUCGAGUGUGAACUAUACAACGUAUACGAUGCCAAGGAGCACGUGAAAGCUCGUGGGAAACUCCGUGGGGCGUGUGUUUACAAUUUGUGUGAGGAGGCUUACUUUUCAAAUCCUCAAAUUCACCAGCCGUACGUAUAAUCCUUGAGGAAAAUUCACUCUCUUCGGUUGCGUGUCAGUGUGUCGAUCAAGUUCGGGAUUGCCAACUCUUUAUCGUGCUCACUAAAAUGCAGUUCAAAUCAGAAAUCUUGACACUUGAAGUGCACUGAGUAAGUGUCUUUAAAUGGACCGUCUGCACAUGUAAGAGCUUGGAAGUUAUUGCAUGUUGGUUUUAGACAGAAUUUGUUAUCAAUCAAAGUACGACUUUAUUUGCAAAAAAAUGGUAAAAAGGUGGUACAUGUAUGUAGCCGUUAGGAAGCAACUUUGUGUGGAAUUGCUCAAUGCUGUAUACACAUAAUUGUAAAACUAAAACUUAUAUGCAGAAUUACAGCUCUCACUGACGAUAUUAAACAGUGCAGACAUAGGGAAAUCAUAUUUGAUUUGGGAUGGCUCGGGAGCAUGCCUGCUGUUGGCAACCUGUGUUCAAAUAUGGGCUUAGCUUUACAGCUUCGUCGCAAUAGCAUGGAAAAAAAUAUUGGCGUUCAGUGGUGAAAAAAGUUUGGCAUGGAUUUAAUAUCUACAUUGUCAGCAUGUAAUGUUUUGCCGACUGUAACAAAGGAUGCUAAUCAUUUACUGCUUUUUCCCCGUGUACUGUUUCAACUAUUUUGAACUUUUAUUCACGUAAUGAGAGUGCACUGCACAUGCAUGUGUGUUUCAGAUGAAAGCCAAUCAGCCAGACAGAACCAGUAGAUUUGAAACUAAAUACAUAACUAAUUAAGAUUUCUAAGCUGCUCAAAUCUCAACUAAGCAUGUUUUAUUCUGAAUAACAAAGCUGAUGCGUAUGCCAUCACCUGCAGUUUCCAACAGUGUAAAUUUUAACAAGAAAAUGGUUUCCAAAAAAAAUGGAUUUCGAGGUACACAUUUUAAAAGCUGUUGCAUUCGACAGUGAUAAUGUGCUUAGCCUUUUUAAAACUUUGCUAAUUGCAAAAAGUGUUUUGAGUUUUGUUUUCCAACGGCUGAAUCAUCGAUAUUUAAUCAUUUCCAUGCUCUGAAACAAGCCAAGGUAUUUCUAUUGUCAGUGUAGAAAUACCUAAUGGACCGUACCCAGAGGACCACGUGAGCUGUCGGAUGGGGCUGUUGAGCCCCUCCAUUGAAACAAUUCCACAAAAUAUGAGUAACUUUUGUCACCAGUCGAGUAUUAGGCACUGUCUGCUGGUGGCAGGAGGGGGUCAGAGGUCAGUGCACCCCCCUCCCCACUUGUGUGACCUGGGGGCAUGUUCCCAUACUUUUGAUAGGUCCUAGUAUGGGGCGGGGCUUCAUCAACAGCUCCCUUCCUUGUAAAUCAUUCCGCCAGCGUUGACACUGUCUACUUAAUUUUGCCUUUAUUCUUCACUUAGCACACACUUGUAAUGCUAUAAAUUCCUGUUUUCAGGGUUUUGUGGGUUGGGAAAUCAAUGUGAUAUUUGAAGGGAAUCGCAAUAGCAUUUGAUGUGUAAGUGCUAAGAGGUAGUGUAGGAUUUUUAUUUAUUUUUUUAAUUAUAUUUGGAGGGGUUUUGUUUGUUUUCAAGAAACAGUGAAUUGGUAAGGUGAAGGGCUGUGGAAUAUUGAUCUUUUCUUUGAACGUUUGCCUUUUAUGAUAACAUUAAUUGCUUAGAAUGUAGUGCCUAAAAUCGAUUUUGUUACGCUGUUGAAUUGGGAUAAGUCUGCAAUGGAUGAAGUUAAUUUGAUUUUACCUGAUACCAGCAAUGUUGAUUUCACAAAUACAUUCAAACUUUCCAAAUCUCUUUACCCAUGCGGCUGCUGCAUACGGUUGCUAAGCAAAGGUUAAUGCAACGCCUGGGCUUUUAUGUAAUAUGAAAACAAGAAUUUCACGAGCAAAGUCCUCUGCAUAGGUGUAGAGAUGGGGGAGGAACGGGUGCACGUAUCCCUCACUUUUGGGGGUGGGGCCAUUGAAUCACCCCCCCCCCGUUUUUUCAUGGUGAGAAAAAUUGAAGAUGGAUCAUGAGGAAUUGUUCAGAUCCCCAGCAACCAAAAUGUAUUCAGUAGCCAGCAAUGUAAGGGAGAACAGUUUAUAAAAAAGCCAUAAAUAAAUCAUUUUGAUGUAAUAUUCUGCAGGAGUGGAAUACUUUACAGAUGGACGCCCAUAUCAUGAACAUCGACCCCUUGUGCCAUAUUGUGUCAACCCCCCCCCGUUCCUGGCACGUAUUAACUCCAUUGGAUCUCUGAACGUUCAAAACAAAUGAAAAGUUCUUGUUAAACUUGACCCGUGGAGAAAAUAAAGUCUGUUGCAAUUUGUCCGGCCUCAGUCAUGUCAGUACAUUUAGUGUCUUUUUUUUUGUUUACUGGUUGCAAUACUAGCGUUUUCCUCAGCAAAUGCCAUACACGUUUAUGUGCAGAAUAAAAUUCCAUAAAAGCUGGAAAAAAUGGAA
Acanthaster planci (crown-of-thorns starfish) is the source of this 5297-nucleotide messenger RNA. RefSeq names its product threonine--tRNA ligase 1, cytoplasmic-like. Lineage: Eukaryota; Metazoa; Echinodermata; Asteroidea; Valvatida; Acanthasteridae. Gene Ontology annotation, cellular component: mitochondrion; cytoplasm. The record is from RefSeq and is a predicted model, not a curated record. Gene Ontology annotation, biological process: threonyl-tRNA aminoacylation. Gene Ontology annotation, molecular function: threonine-tRNA ligase activity; ATP binding.